UACGCAGGAUGUGCUGCACAGAUCUUUUUCUUUGUCUUCUUCAUCUUGUCAGAAUAUUUUCUUCUCACUGUGAUGUCCUAUGACCGCUACGUUGCCAUCUGCAAGCCCUCUGAGCAGGGACGGCACAAAGCCUUCUCCACGUGCCUCCCUCACCUGGCUGUGCUCUCCCUUCUCAUCAGCUCUGCCUUUUUUGCUUAUUUGAAGCCACCCUCCAUCUCCUCCCCAUCCCUGGACCUGAUGGUGUCGUUUCUAUACUCGGUGGUACCUCCAGCAGUGAACCCCCUCAUCUACAGCCUGAGGAACCAGGAGAUCCGUGGUGCCCUCAGGGAAAUACUUCAAUAUACACUGUUUCUCCAUCAAAAAUAUAUUCAUCAUACUCUGAAGACUCCAAAAAGUUUAAGAAAAGCUUGA
Gallus gallus (chicken) is the source of this 411-nucleotide messenger RNA. Its product is annotated as olfactory receptor 14C36-like. Gene Ontology annotation, biological process: G protein-coupled receptor signaling pathway. Gene Ontology annotation, cellular component: membrane. The annotation marks the transcript as partial. The record is from RefSeq and is a predicted model, not a curated record. NCBI's taxonomy places the organism in Eukaryota, Metazoa, Chordata, Aves, Galliformes, Phasianidae. Gene Ontology annotation, molecular function: olfactory receptor activity; G protein-coupled receptor activity. The transcript is spliced from 2 exons.